AUGUCAGCAACCACACAACCCCUCCUCAACCACAUCACCCCGCUCCUCCACUCCCUCCGCCACCGCCCAACAACCCUCCUCACCACCCUCGCAACACCACUCCUCCUCUGGGCAGCCUACCGCGACUACAGAGCCUACAUCGCCCUCGGCCCAGGCGGCGUUCCGCACAACGCUCUAGGCUGGCUCCUCGUCACUCUCGGCCUCCGCCCCUUCGCACUCUCCAAAAGCUCAGCGACAUGGACGGGCGAUUACCCAGACCAAGGCUCUCACGCCGAGAUCCGGGCUUUACCUGAGAGAAACGGGGAGAGGGCCGAAUUGGGCGGGAUCGUGCCGCAUCGGCAACUAAGUCAGCAUGCGCCGGAGAAGAUGAGAGAGUUUAUUGAAAACCUCUUCGCCAACGCAGUAACACAGAACCCAUCCCUCCUAACCACAAAACUCUCCCUCUACGAACGCAACAAUCCAGCCCUCUUCCUCCAUCCUCAAGUUCUGUCUUCUCUCGCUUCUUCUUCGGGGGCCACCACCACAUCCUCAUCCACUCCCGUCGUCGCCCGCGGCGAAAUAGCCCACCACCACACAGACCUCUCCAUCCACCUCUACCUCGCCCCCGCCGACGCCAAACUCGCCAUCCAGAAACGCUGGGCCGAGCGCCACCGCCUCUCCCUUCCCAGGGGCUCCUUCUUAGCUAACAGGUUACAUCUCGCGGAUUCCUAUCUGAUGGUCUACGGGCCAAGAGAUGAGGAGGAGAUGGAGGUGCUAGCGGAGCUGUUGAGGUGUGGGGUGCGGUUCAUGAUAGGGAGGGAGGAUGUUGGGGUGAUUGAAUGGCGGAGGAAGCUCGAAGCGUAA
Colletotrichum godetiae is the source of this 843-nucleotide messenger RNA. RefSeq lists its product as uncharacterized. The record is from RefSeq and is a predicted model, not a curated record. The transcript is spliced from 2 exons. NCBI's taxonomy places the organism in Eukaryota, Fungi, Ascomycota, Sordariomycetes, Glomerellales, Glomerellaceae. The coding region runs from base 1 to 843 and encodes 280 amino acids.